AUGGGAGGGAGGGAGCUGGACCUGCACCUGCUGUACCGUGAAGUCACAGGCCGAGGGGGCUUGAUGCAGGUGAGGAGGGGUGGGGAUGGGGUGGAAUUGGUGAGGAGUGGUGCAGGUGUUAUUUAUCGAGAUGGGAGGGAGCGAGUUGGACCUGCUUCCCACUUCACCCUCCCUUUCCCCCCUCUUCACUUUUUACAGGUCCCCUUGUGCCCCCUCCUCGUGAGUGCUUUCGUCCCCUGGCUUCUCAUCGGAUCGCUAUCCUCUUCGCCUCCCUCUCCCCCAUCUGCUCAUCUACUCCAACAUCUCUGCUCGCCCUGUGUGUGUGUGCAGCUCUCACCCACUUCCCUCGCAAGCGCGGGGCACGCAGGAUGCAAGGCUUUGAAGCGCCUCCCCGUAAGUAACCCCCCUUUUUUUACAUGCGCCAAAAGACAAGGCAUGUGUCCUCGCCUCGAUAAUACCUUCCCACAGGAACCCUUCCCCUCGUCAGCACUUCUCCUCGUCAGCACUUCUCCUCGUCAGCACUUCUCCUCGUCAGCACUUCUCCUCGUCAGCACUUCUCCUCGUCAGCACUUCUCCUCGUCAGCACUUCUCCUCGUCAGCACUUCUCCUCGUCAGCACUUCUCCUCGUCAGCACUUCUCCUCGUCAGCACUGCUCCUCGUCAGCACUUCUCCUCAUCAGCACUUCUCCUCAUCAGCACUUCUCCUCAUCAGCACUUCCCCUCGUCAGCACCUUUUCAUGUUAGUAACCCUUCACAGCAUCAUUCGCUCCACUCUUUCCCCGGAUUUGCCAUUUCUCCCCGCAUUGCCUUGCCUCCCUUGUCCGCCUCGCCAGCGCCCCAGCUGGCGAACAUAGGGCGCAACAUCUCAGGCAUCAUCCGCUCCAAGUGUGACAACGGCUACUUCAUCACCGUGCCCAUGGGCGACCAGGUGCUGCACGGUAUUCUCUACCAUCCACCCUCCACCACCUCCUCCUCCCCGUUCGCCCCGCCCCAGCCCGUCUCCUUCCUCCUCAACGCCUUCUCCCUCGACUCAGCCCUCAUCCGCUCCCAAACCCACGGCCGGCGGCGGCGGCGGAAGAGGCGGAGACGGGCCGAACUCCUAGCCGCAGCAGCGGGGGGAGUGGCGGGGGUGGUGGUGCCACCGAAGCAGAACCGCACGGGGUAUAACUUCUUCUUUGGGGAGCAGCGGAUGAAGCUCAAGGCUCACAUGCCUGAUGUGCCUGACCGUGAGAUCAGCCGGCUUAUCGGCCAGCGAUGGAUGGCGCUCUCCCCUCAAGACCGCAUUGUGACGGGGGGAGUGGCGGGGGUGGUGGUGCCACCGAAGCAGAACCGCACGGGGUAUAACUUCUUCUUUGGCGAGCAGCGGAUGAAGCUCAAGGCUCACAUGCCUGACGUGCCGGAUCGUGAGAUUGGCCAGCGGUGGAUGGCCCUUUCUCCUCAAGACCGCAUUCGGAUGAAGCUCAAGGCUCACAUGCCUGACGUGCCGGAUCGUGAGAUCAGCCGCCUCAUUGGCCAGCGGUGGAUGGCCCUUUCUCCUCAAGACCGCAUUCGGAUGAAGCUCAAGGCUCACAUGCCUGACGUGCCGGAUCGUGAGAUCAGCCGCCUCAUUGGCCAGCGGUGGAUGGCCCUUUCUCCUCAAGACCGCAUUCUGGUGCAGCUGCCCCUCGUUGAGAGGGGCCCACGGCCCUUGCAGGCUGAGCUCGUCCGCCUCCAGGGCCUCAUUGGUCUUGGUGCGGAGGGCGUUUGCCUGCGCCCUCUGGAGGCACACGCUCCAGCGCUGGCGGUACUCCGUCAGCAGCUUGGCAGCCUCUCGAGAGGUAGGGGCCGUUUUUUUGGGGAGCAGAGGAUGAAGUUCAAGGCUGACAUGCCUGACGUGCCGGAUCGUGAGAUCAGCCGGCUGAUCGGCCAGCGGUGGAUGGCCCUUUCUCCUCAAGACCGCAUUCCGUACCAGGAGCAAGCGGAGCGGGACAGGAAGCAGCAUGUGGCAGAAAUGAUGGAAUACAACGAGGAGAUGUAUUCGGCACCACCCUUACCCCACGUGUA
This is a messenger RNA of Closterium sp. Naga37s-1, 2042 nucleotides long. NCBI's taxonomy places the organism in Eukaryota, Viridiplantae, Streptophyta, Zygnematophyceae, Desmidiales, Closteriaceae. The record is from the annotation of a GenBank genome assembly.